Myotis davidii is the source of this 1092-nucleotide messenger RNA. RefSeq names its product family with sequence similarity 96 member A (gene CIAO2A). The record is from RefSeq and is a predicted model, not a curated record. The coding region runs from base 147 to 644 and encodes 165 amino acids. Lineage: Eukaryota; Metazoa; Chordata; Mammalia; Chiroptera; Vespertilionidae. The transcript is spliced from 2 exons.
AGCCAGUCUCAGCUCCAGUGCCCAUCGCUCUCUAUGCUUCUGUUGUUAAGCACAGCGGGGCACAGAACAAAGACGGCACAAAGAGGACUCUUGUCAGACUAAUUGUCGAGGACAAUCCCCAAAUAAAGCGUCGUCGUCGAUAUAAUAUGCCUGAUGACCAAGAAUUGCCACCAUAUGUUUCUCCAUCCGAGAGAAGGCGACAGCGUCUACAGAAUAUGUCUGAAGAAGAACGAUUGGCACAACGUACCUCUGAAGCCGAGAGAAGCCGGCGUCGUCGACAGAAUAUGUCUGAAGAACAACGAUUGGCACAACGUACCUCUGCAGCCGAAAGAAAGCGACGUCGUCUACAGAAUAUGUCUGAAGAACAGCGAUUGGCACAACGUACCUCUGAAGCUGAAAGAAGCCGGCGUCGUCGACAGAUGAUGUCUGAAGAGCAACGGUUGGCACUACGUAACUCUGCAGCUGAAAGAAAGCGACAACGUCUACAGAAUAUGUCUGAAGAACAACGAUUGGCACAACGUACCUCUGAAGCCGAAAGAAGCCGGCGUCGUCGACAGAAAAUGUAUGAAGAACAGUCAUCAACAAGUACUACCAGUACUGAUAGGAACUGCCUUCAUAGCGAAAAUGAGUCAACAAGCAGAUAAAUGACAAAGAGCGAGUGGCAGCUGCAAUGGAGAACCCCAACUUACGGGAAAUCGUGGAACAGUGUGUCCUUGAACCUGACUGAUAGCUGUUUUAAGAGCCACUGAACUUGUUUGAUAUGUCUGUUUAAACUCCUUGUAAAAUGUAAAAGACUCAUGUUUAAUACAUAGGUGAUUUAUACCUCAAAGCAUUUUUUUAAAAGAUGAUUUCCAAGCAAGAUAUGGUAGUACCUAGUUUGUUCAUUGUAUAACAUUCUCAGGAUUUGUAACACUUAAAUGAUCAGACAGAAAAAUAUUUUCUAGUUAUUAUGUGUAAGAUAAGUUGCUAUUUUUCUGAUGCCUAUUCUGAUACAACUGCUUUUCAUGUCAAAUAUUUACCGUGUCCAAAUGUAUUCAAUUUAAAUCUUUACUCUGUAAAAUAAAUAAAGCAGAGAUGAUUCUUUCAAUGACA